GGGAAUGUCCGCGUGUGGCUCAGACACCGGCUCCUGCAUCACGGACCCACACCGGGACACGGAAUAUAACACAGCGGUUUCUUUGGCCGCCUCCCACUGUGAACUUGGAUCUACCCCCUUGUAGCCUUGUAGCCUCACCCCCCACUGUGACGCCCACUGGGAGGUCUGGAGCUUCGCCUGACGGCCUGUGGUCAGCACUGGACGUCGGCCAUGGACACAUACGUGGUGUUUCUGACUCUGCUGCUGCCGAGCAUCAGAGCAGCUUGUCCAGAUCAGGAACCCGGACUUCAGCCCUGGAUCCCGGGUCACAGUGAAGACCACCGGGUCACCAUUGGCUUCGGUAGGAAGGUCGUCCUCAGGUCCUCAGCCACUGUCCACUCCAUCCAGAUCCUCAAUGGAGGGAGACUGGUGGUCGCUGACACCAGUCGUCCAAUCCUCCUUCGUACUAAACACAUUCUUAUUGGUGAGGGGGGGGAGUUCAUCGUGGGGAGUCCGGACUGUCCCUACAGGGGGAACCUGACCAUCUCCCUGUUUGGAAGGUCUGACGACAGCGACCAGGAACACAGUUACUUCGGCAGGAAGUACAUUGGCGUGGGCACCGGGGGGGCGCUGGAGAUCCAUGGUGCCAACAAACUGUCCUGGACGUUCCUCAACAGGACACUACGACCUGGAGAAGGUGCCGAGAACAACUACCUGUUCCAGAGGAGCUGGGGCAACCGGGGCAUCAUCAUCCACGUCAUCCACCCCAAGACUGGGGAAGUUCUGCACGAUGACCGAUUUGACACGUAUCGCAGCAAAGACGAGAGCCGUCGUCUGGCGCAGUACGUGGAUGGUUUGGAGGCGGGGCUUAUCGUUGCCAUGGUGGUCAAUGAUGAGGGUUCUAAUAACCUGGAGGAUUCAGCGAAGAAGAGUCUGACCCGCCUCGGCAGCCGACACAUCAUCGACCUGGGCUUCAGGCAUCCGUGGACGUUCAUCGCUGUAAAAGGUGAUGCGUCGUCGGUGGUGGAGGAUCAUGCUGUCUAUCAAGGGACCAAGGCGUCAUCUGAGGCCCGAAGCUCUCGGAUUUUUCCAUCGAGUUAUGGAGAACAUUUCACCAUCACCACCAGCAGCCAAUGGGUUCAAGAGUCCGAGUGGACGGAGUGGUUUGACCGAGAUGAUGAACGAGGGUCUGGAGACUGGGAGAAACUAUCAGACCUUCACCAGGCCUUCCCUGACCGGCUCUGCAGCAGCCCACUGGACAUUCAGGCUGAAACCCACGACGGCCGACCAGCCAAUCAGACCGGAGAUGUGAUCCACAAGAACGACAAAGACUAUGGCUUCGUGUGUCUGAACAAAGACCAGCUUCACGGACUCUGUCACAACUACAGAGUCCGAUUCCUCUGUGGGAAACUCGUCCGUCCACAGGCGUCCAUCUCAGUGGACACGUGGUCCAACAGCAGCAUCCUGGACCUGGCUGACCCACCAGAGGGCUGGAGGCCUGGGGACCGGGUGGUGGUGGCCAGUACUGACUAUUCCAUGUACCAGGCGGAGGAGUUCACCCUGCUGCCCUGCCCCACCUGUACAGCCAACCAGGUCAAAGUGGAAGGUAAGGCCCAGUUCGUCCACAUGGGGGAAGAGGUGGACGGUGUGGAUAUGAGGGCUGAGGUGGGUCUGCUGACCCGAAACAUCCUGAUCCGAGGCGAGAUGGAGCCCGGUUGCUAUGGCAAUGAGGCCUGCAAGUUCUUCGACUUUGACACGUUCGGAGGCCACUUGAAGGUGGAACGUGGAUUCAGGGCAGUCCACAUAUCAGGGGUGGAGCUUCUCCACAUGGGUCAGCAGACGAUGGGACACUAUCCCGUCCACUUCCACAUGAACGGAGACGUGGACGAGAGGGGGGGCUAUGACCCCCCCACCUCCGUCAGCCAGCUGUCCAUCCACCAUGCCUUCUCCCGCUGCGUCACCAUCCACGGCUCCAAUGGACUCAUGGUGAAGGACGUGGUGGGCUUCGACACCCUGGGCCACUGCUUCUUCACAGAGGACGGUCCAGAAGAGAGGAACACCUUUGACCACUGUUUGGGUCUGAUGGUCCGAGCCGGGACACUGCUGCCAUCUGACCGAGACAGUAAGAUGUGCCGUGACAUUACUGAGGGGGCGUAUCCAGGGUACGUGGCCAAUCCCCGCCAGGACUGCAGUGCCACUUCGACUUUCUGGAUCGCCAACCCCAAUAACAACCUCAUCAACUGUGCGGCUGCAGGCUCAGAGGAGACUGGGUUCUGGUACAUCUUCCACCACGUCCCCACGGGUCCGUCAGAGGGGCUGUACUCACCUGGACGCACCGAACACACCCCCAUGGGCCAAUUCAUCAAUAACCGCGCACAUUCCAACUACAGAGCUGGAAUGAUCCUGGAUAAUGGGGUGAAGACCACCCAGGCCAACGACAAGGACAAAAGACCCUUCCUGUCUCUGGUUGGAGCCAGGUACGGUCCACACCAGGACGCCGACCCCUUCAAACCCAGAGUCCCCGCCCUCAUCCACCAUUUUGUGGCCUAUAAGAACCAGGAUCACGGAGCGUGGCUUCGAGGAGGCGACGUCUGGCUCGACGACUGCCAAUUUGCUGAUAAUGGCAUCGGCCUGACGCUGGCGAGCGGUGGAACGUUUCCCGAUGAUGACGGUUCUCGCCAACAAGUCAAGAAUUCGCUGUUCGUGGGUGAAAGUGAGAACCGAGGGAUGCCGCUCCCUGAUAAUCCAAUCUGGGGUCCCGGAGGAAGUGACCUCAGUGGCAGGACGUUACCACGGGGCAUUGACUUUCCGAUCCGAGGGAUGCAGAUCUAUGACGGGCCCAUCAAUGUCCAGAACUGCACAUUUCGGAAAUACACCGCCCUGGACGGACGCCACACCAGCGCCUUCGGAUUCAGACUCAACAACUCCUGGCAGAGCUGCCCCAACAACAAUGUCACCGACAUCACCUUUGACCACGUACCGAUCACGUCCCGGGUGUUCUUCGGUGAACCAGGUCCGUGGUUCAAUAAGAUGCAGAUGGACGGAGACAAGACGACCAUCUUCCACGACAUCGACGGCUCUGUCAGUGAGUAUCCCGGCGCGUUCCUGGUCAAAGAAGACAACUGGCUGCUGCGCCAUCCUGACUGCAUCGACGUCCCCGACUGGAAGGCGGCGAUCUGCAGCGGACACUACGCACAGAUCUACAUUCAGACACGUAACCCAGCUAACCUCAACAUGCACAUGGUGAGGGAUGAAUACCCGGACCACCCGCUGACACUAGAAGGUGCUCUGGGGAAGAGGAAGCACUACCAGCAGUUCCAGCCCGUCAUUACCCUGUACAAAGGCUACACGGUCCACUGGGACCAGGUGGCACCGGCCGAGGUCGUCAUCUGGAUCAUCAACUUCAACAGGAAGGACUGGAUCUCUGUGGGCAUCUGUUACCCCCGUGGAACCACCUUCACCAUCAUCUCCGACAUCCACAACCGUCUGACCAAACAGACCCGCAAGACCGGGGUCUACCUGAGGACCGCACAGAGGGACAAGGUCCAGCACUCGCACCAGGCCCGGGGAUACUACUACUGGGAGGAGGACACUGGCCUGUUGUUCCUGAAGGUCAAGGCCCAUAACGACCGGGACCUCUUCGCCUUCUGUUCGGUCAAAGGUUGCGAGCGGGUGAAGAUCACGGCCACCAUCCCAAAAGGAAGUCCGCCCAGUGACUGCCGUAGCCAGGCCUACCCUCGCCACUCCGAGCUGCCAGUGGUGGAUGUACCGAUGCCCAGGAGGCUGCAGAACGUCCAGCAGUCCACAGAUCAUUUCCUGGAGGUCAAGAUGGAGUCGUACAACACCCGCUUCUUCCACAUCAAGGAGGACUUCGCCUUCACUGAGGUGAACGGGAGGAAGAUCUACCAACCGGAGGACGGCAUCCAGCUGACAGUCAUUGAUGGACAUGAUGGGACGCUGGUGGAGAGUAAAGCCUUCAGGAACUCCAUCCUCCAGGGAAUCCCCGUCCAAAUCGAAAACUACGUGGACGAAUUGAGAGACGGGUCCAUCGUCCUCAUGACGUCCAAAGGUCGACUGGUGACCAGAGGAUCAUGGACCAAAGUCCUGGAGAAACUUGGAGCCAAAAAGAGCAUCAAACUGAAAGAUAAACUGGCCUUCGUGGGCUUUAAAGGCUCCUUCCAUCCGGACUGGAUCCACUUGGAGGUGGACUCGGACCGGGCCAAGAUCCACCAGGUCCUGCCCAUCCCCAUAAUCCACAAGAUGAAGCUAUGAGCACCGGUCCGGGUGGGGAGGACACCCAAGAGACUAUGUAGCCCCGAACACUGACACACAACCCCCCCCCCCCCCCACAGCGACACACACAAACACACAAACACGCACACACACACACAGUCGCUCUGAGUCAUUGGUCCAGCGGCGGGCGGGCGUCGAUAGAAGGAAAUGACUCGGUGUGUUGAUGAAGAGGACGCCCCGCCCCCUCCCAGAGCCGGCCCCGCCCACGACCAAGCACAGGAGGAAGACCACCUGUAGAGGACUUUCAGGGGACCGCUCAGCCUCCGGCGGCCAUAUUGGAGGUCCAUGACCACAGGGAACGUGGCUCAGAACUUCAGGAGAACUGACCCCGAAAACCAAAUCUAAACUCAUUUCAUCAGCGAACGUUAAAGGUAAAGAUCAGAUAAAGACUGAGAUGAAACCGCGACCCAGAGCAUAUACACAAGAGCAUUAUGGGAGUUUAAACAUCACACAUUGAAAAGGUUUGAGGGUGAGUCAACUCCUGUCGUUUGUGAAGACGUGGACAGAAGAGUUUUACAGCCAAAAGAUUUGAUCUAAAUGAGGUAAAAGCGUCAUCUGGACCACUGAGGUCUGGACCGGACCAGAAACAUCUGCAAGGCCUUAAAAAACAACCAUGAUGCUAUGUUCUAAUGUCCAUCCUCUGACGUCGCUAUUGGUUGGAUGGACGUCGGUCAACACUUAAAACACUCAGAGAAACCAUUGAUACUAGAGGUCGACUGAUGGUAAAAUCACAGUAUCAGGAGAUGAAGUUAGAGAGGUUUGUCGAGGUCAUCUCUGUGUUUAUGAUGAGCAGACGAGGUCAAAUACAUCAGUCGGGCAUCCAGAUCUUCAUUUGUCGGAUAUCCCAUCAAAUCUGACUCACUUAAGAUAUUAUUUUUUUUCUUAUUAUUUUUUUAUUGAUAACAACUGCGUAAAAUAAUGCAAGUUCUGCAAAAAGAAGUUCACAUAAAGCUCUGUUUAUUUCAGAUAUUCCAACAUUUCAGACUCAAAGACCUUCUGUAUUUAAUCUAAACUUGUAUUAUAAUUGUCAGCAGGGUCUAACUAAACUGCUUUUAUUGUAUACUUGAAACACUGGAAAAAAAAACUCCUGAAAUAUCGCAGUUUUAGCUCAAAGAGGGAAACUUUGCCAAUUAAGUUUCUGGAAGAGUUUUCUUCAUCAAUGAUAACUUUACUUGACGCCAGAAGUUCACAAUCUACUUCCUCUUCACAAUUUUACACUUAACCUCUGUUCUACAUAAAGUUUCUCCUGAUUGGAAAAAAAUAGGAGAUGGAGAAGUAGAUGAUGAUGAUGAUGAGGUUGAAGCAGAUGUUAAUAUUUGUACAACAGUAGCUUGUAAAUAAGUCUUAUCUUUUAUCAAUGUCCUGAAAAUUAAGUGUAAAUUUAUGAUACGUUUUAGGGGAAAUGCACCUUCCGACCAUGAUGCUUAGUGUCCGACAUCCACAGAUAAAGUCAUAAUAACAUCAAACAGGAAAACGCCCAUAUACUGUAUGGUCUGGUAUCAGUCGACCUCUGAUCCGGUUGAUUCUCCAUCCAAUAGCGGCGUCUGUUGAACCACCUCUGGAUGUGGCGUCUGGUCAACCUGCCUCGUAUCUGUUUAUUUGACACGUUCCACCUGUCAGACAUCCAGACUCUGGGAUAUUUCCACGUCACUGAUGGCCACGCCUCCGCCGGACCUCCACCAUGUCGAGCCGUGGCUGCUCGGCGAAGCCUCUAUGCGAGCAAAGGGAGCAAACUGGAAGUGUAAGCCAGCCAAUCAAAAGCAUGCAUUCAGUCCAUGCAUCAGCGCCGUCCUUCCUGUACAGGUUUCUGUGAUUUCUGAUCGAGUCGAGUGGUUUCAUGUCCUGCUUUGUUUGACUGAACUGUUUAAAGACAGAAAAGACGAGGAGAAAAAAAAAACAGUUUUGAUCCAGACCGGCGGCGGUUUCAUUCAGAGCUCACUUGAUAUUGUGAUGUUUUGCUUUUCAUGUUCGUUUCAUGUCGGUGUUUGUGAUCCAUCUCUGUGAGUCUGAACCAGCAGGAAGUCCACGACGACCAAAACGACCAAAACCCACAACGAUCACACAGAACAGCAUGACCACGGAGAGUAAGGUCAAUGUUGAUGAUCUGACUCCAGAGGUCAGUGGGUUUGGAUAUUAGACACCAAGAGAACAUGUAGAGCUCCAAACAGCAAAUGGAUGGGAUUUAUCUGACCAGCACCUCCCACAGAUACUCCACUGUCAACAAAGUGAAUAGAAAUAAACCAAAAAAAUUAACAAAA
Sphaeramia orbicularis (orbiculate cardinalfish) is the source of this 6530-nucleotide messenger RNA. It is a transcript of the gene cemip, whose product is annotated as cell migration inducing hyaluronidase 1. Lineage: Eukaryota; Metazoa; Chordata; Actinopteri; Kurtiformes; Apogonidae. The transcript is spliced from 29 exons. Bases 211 to 4251 code for a protein of 1346 amino acids. The record is from RefSeq and is a predicted model, not a curated record.